GUUUAUUGGAUCUAUAUAAUAGCAUUAACAGAGACCUUAAACAGAGCAGAAAAAUAUGGAUGAGCUAAAGCCAACGCCACCAAAUUCAAGUCCUCUUACUCCUAUUACCUUCUUGGAAAGAGCUGCUACUAUCUAUGCCGAUUGCCCUUCCAUCGUCUACAACAACACAACUCACAAUUGGUCCCAAACCCAUUCUCGUUGCCUAAAAGUUGCUUCAUCCAUUGCAUCUUUUGGUAUUCAAAGAAAUCAUGUUGUCUCCGUUGUUGCCCCUAAUAUCCCUGCCAUGUAUGAGCUUCAUUUUGCUGUUCCCAUGGCUGGUGCUGUACUCAACACCAUUAAUCUCCGUCUUGAUGCACGUACUAUCUCUGUACUCCUCCGUCACAGCGAAUCUAAACUCCUCUUCGUUGAUUGUCAAUCCAAAUCCCUAAUUCUCGAAGCUCUGUCCUUAUUUCCGCCUGAAUUCCACCGUCCGGUUCUCGUUCUUAUCGAGGACGACGAAUUCCCAAUUCCAAAAACUGAUGAAUUUAUCGCUACUUAUGAGGAAUUGGUUGAAAGAGGGGAUUCGGGUUUCAAUUGGAUUCGCCCGAAAAGUGAAUUUGAUCCGAUUGCUAUGAAUUACACUUCUGGAACUACAUCUGCUCCGAAAGGUGUGGUUCAUAGCCAUAGGGGUAUUUUCGUUGUUUCGUUGGAUUCGUUGAUUGAAUGGUCCGUUCCGAAACAGCCGGUUUAUUUAUGGACGCUACCUAUGUUUCAUGCAAACGGAUGGAGUUAUCCAUGGGGAAUGGCUGCUGUUGGUGGAACGAAUAUCUGUUUGAGAAAAUUCGAUGCCGGAAUCAUUUAUGACUCGAUCAACAAACAUGGUGUUACUCAUAUCUGCGCUGCUCCAGUGGUACUCAACAUGUUGUCGAAUUCCCCUGACAGUAAGCCAUUAAAACACCCUGUUUAUAUAAUGACAGCAGGAUCCCCACCCCCUGCUGCUGUCCUGUUUCGAACAGAGUCCCUUGGAUUUGUAGUCCAUCAUGGUUAUGGACUUACAGAAACUGGUGGAUUAGUUAUUUCUUGUACAUGGAAAAAUCACUGGAAUAAAUUUCCAGCAAAUGAAAGAGCAAGGCUGAAAUCAAGACAAGGGGUUAGGACAUUAGGGAUGGCGGAAGUGGACGUGGUGGAUCCAGAAUCAGGAGUCAGUGUUAAACGGGACGGAUCAACAUUAGGAGAAAUUGUUCUAAAGGGUGCCUGUGUCAUGUUGGGUUACUUUAAAGACCCGGAAGGAACGUCGAAAUGCAUGAAAGAUGAUGGUUGGUUUUACACAGGGGAUGUGGCAGUUAUGCAUCCUGAUGGAUACUUAGAAAUUAAAGACAGAUCAAAGGACGUGAUCAUAAGUGGUGGAGAGAAUUUGAGCAGUGUAGAAGUGGAAUCAGUGUUGUAUACCCAUCCAGCGAUUAACGAAGCAGCAGUAGUGGCACGGCCAGAUGAAUUCUGGGGCGAAACACCGUGUGCAUUUGUUAGUCUGAAUGGAAAACACAAGGCGAGUGAAAAAGACAUUAUUGAGUUUUGUAGAGCCAAAUUGCCACAUUAUAUGGUACCAAAGACUGUCAUAAUUAAACAAGAGCUUCCAAAGACAUCAACAGGGAAAAUUCAGAAGUUCGUGCUUAGAGACAUUGCUAAAAGUAUGGGGAAAAGCAAUAGCAGCAAGAAGGUGAGCAGAAUGUAGAGAUGAGUUAACUCAGCCUGGAUGAGGUUCAAACAAAUCUGUGCUUGUUUUUACUAGUAGUGUGUGGACAAACACAAGAAUAUGAAUGUGACAAAUUGCGUAUGGUUGUUAAAUUGUUAGUCCUAUGACGUGAUUGAUCGUUUAAAUAAUUUAUAGCUUCUGCAACUUUUUGGAUUUGGCAUUUUUCUAUGAGUUGGUUUUAGCGUGCAGUUUUGGGCUUAACUAAUAAAAUGUGGAGGCAGUAAUUUUCAUUUA
Messenger RNA from Solanum tuberosum (potato), 1966 nucleotides. Its product is annotated as probable acyl-activating enzyme 6. The transcript has a single exon. The record is from RefSeq and is a predicted model, not a curated record. Bases 56 to 1711 code for a protein of 551 amino acids. NCBI's taxonomy places the organism in Eukaryota, Viridiplantae, Streptophyta, Magnoliopsida, Solanales, Solanaceae.